AUGCACCUCUUUGCCCAGGUUUACUUGAUGACACAUACCCUUUGUAUGGAUGGUAAACAGAAGGUGGUCAUGUUGUUGCAUUUGAUUGCUGCGUACAAGGGUGAGACUGAGUAUACUACAAGCCUGAGCAUAUUUGAGAUGAUGGCUAUUGCUGCACCAGAAGAGUUGGUUAAUAUGAAGAAGUUCCUAUUUGACUUCCUUGAGCAAUUCACACAGUACUCGGACGCGGACUGGGCGGGCUGCCUCGACACCAGGCGCUCCACCUCCGGCUACGUCGUCUACCUCGGCGACUCCCUGGUUUUCUGGUCCUCCAAGCGCCAGGACACCGUUUCGCGCUCCAACACCGAGGCGGAGUACCGUGCCAUAGCAAACACCGUCGCCAAGUGCUGCUAG
This is a messenger RNA of Aegilops tauschii subsp. strangulata, 393 nucleotides long. The record is from RefSeq and is a predicted model, not a curated record. NCBI's taxonomy places the organism in Eukaryota, Viridiplantae, Streptophyta, Magnoliopsida, Poales, Poaceae.